GCUAAUGGCGGCGGAAACUCAACUCUGUGACAGCAGUGUUAGCUCUGUUAGCUAACUAAUAAUAAAAAGUUGAAUUUUUUUAUUAAAAGUCGGGAAUAAAGAGCGCUUUACCUCAUAAUUUUCAGAAACAAACCGUUCGGGUGCAGGUAUUUUAGUAGUGUGUGUGUGUGUGUGUGUGUGUGUGAGCGCAGUGUGACCGAUGACUCGGCCUCUGUUCGGUGGUGCCAUGUCCGCUGUCCUCCCCCUCAACACCAAAGACAUCAGUGAGUUGAGGGAGAUUCCUGAUAAUCAGGAGGUUUUUGCUCACACACACACAGAUCAGAGCAUCAUCAUAGAGCUGCUCGAGUAUCAGAGUCAUGUGGAGGAUUCACAGGCCGCCAGGUAUCACUUUGAGGAUAUAGCGGGCAGUAAUAAGGCGAUGGAUGCGGGGCAGAUGGAGGUGAUGGAGGUGCAGUGUGUCCCUCAGGCUCAGCUCUCUCUCAGCCAGUGCUGCUCGGCCUGGAGCCUCACCGGAGCUCAACUCAUCUCCAAAUUCAAUGAGGAGGCCAAAAACAUAGUGAAUAUCCACCUGUGUUUAUUCCGUCUGCCGCAGUACAGCACUGACAUCCUGAUCACCUUCAACGACCCGGUCAGCAUCAGUUCUCUCAGCAGUAGCAGUAGUGCGGUUGCUGAUGGUGUUUGGACGGUGCAGGACUUUCACACACUUGUUCAGUCUUUCCAGCUGCUCGACCCUGGAGUGUUUGGAUAAGACACACACACAGACACACACACACACACACACACACAUCUCUGAAGUGUAAAUAAAUGUGUUAUCCACUUCAUGUUUGCUACAUUUUUGUUUGGAAUGUGUGAGAUGACAGUGUGUGUGUGUGUGUGUGUGUGUGUGUGUGUCAAUCAUGUUUAUUUGUACGUGACCACUUUUUAAAAAAUCACAUAAAGAAACUAAAAACCUUAAAUUUGAUUUUGUGCCAGUAUAAAUGUUUCACAACUUUAAUGGGAUUUUAGGAAAACAAUCAGAACAAUCAUAGGUCUUUGUGCUUACCCAAAUAUUCCUGCAGCCAUGUGUGUGUGUGUGUGUGUGUGUGUGUGUGUGUGUGUGUGUGUGUGAUCAGUGUGUGAUUGUGUUUGUGUGAUUGUGUGUGUGUGUGAUCAGUUUGUGUGUUUGUGUUAUCAGUGUGUGAUUGUGUGUGUGUGUGUGAUCAGUGUGUGUGUGUGUGUGAUUGUGUGUGAUUGUGUGUGUGUGAUUGUGUGUGUGAUUGUGUGUGUGUGUGUGUGUGAGUGAUCAGUGUGUGUGUGAUCAGUGUGUGUGUGAUUGUGUGUGUGUGUGUGUGAUCAGUGUGUGAUUGUGUGAUUGUGUGUGUGUGAUUGUGUGUGUGUGUGAUUGUGUGUGUGUGUGUGUGAUUGUGUGUGAUUGUGUGUGUGUGUGUGAUCAGUGUGUGUGUGAUUAGUGUGUGUGUGAUUGUGUGUGUGUGUGUGAUCAGUGUGUGAUUGUUUGAUUGUGUGUGUGUGUGUGAUUGUGUGAUUGUGUGUGUGUGAUUGUGUGUGUGUGUGAUCAGUGUGUGAUUGUGUGUGUGUGUGAUUGUGUGUGUGUGAUUGUGUGUGAUUGUGUGUGUGUGAUUGUGUGUGAUUGUGUGUGUGUGUGAUCAGUGUGUGAUUGUGUGUGUGUGUGUGUGAUCAGUGUGUGUGUGAUUAGUGUGUGUGAUUGUGUGUGUGUGUGAUCAGUGUGUGAUUGUGUGAUUGUGUGUGUGUGUGAUUGUGUGUGUGUGUGAUCAGUGUGUGAUUGUGUGUGUGAUUGUGUGUGAUUGUGUGUGUGUGAUUGUGCGUGUGUGAUUGUGUGUGUGUGAUUGUGUGUGAUUGUGUGUGUGUGUGAUCAGUGUGUGAUUGUGUGUGUGUGAUUGUGUGUGAUUGUGUGUGUGUGAUUGUGUGUGAUUGUGUGUGUGUGUGAUUGUGUGUGUGUGUGAUUGUGUGUGUGUGAUUGUGUGUGAUUGUGCGUGUGUGAUUGUGCGUGUGUGAUUGUGUGUGUGUGAUUGUGUGUGAUUGUGUGUGUGUGAUCAGUGUGUGAUUGUGUGUGUGUGAUUGUGUGUGAUUGUGUGUGUGUGAUUGUGUGUGUGUGUGAUCAGUGUGUGAUUGUGUGUGUGUGAUUGUGUGUGUGAUUGUGUGUGAUUGUGUGAUUGUGUGUGAUUGUGUGUGUGUGAUUGUGUGUGUGUGUGAUCAGUGUGUGUGUGAUUGUGUGUGAUUGUGUGUGAUUGUGUGUGAUUGUGUGUGUGUGAUUGUGUGUGAUUGUGUGUGUGUGAUUGUGUGUGUGUGUGAUUGUGUGUGAUUGUGUGUGUGUGAUCAGUGUGUGUGUGAUCAGUGUGUGAUUGUGUGUGAUUGUGUGUGUGUGAUUGUGUGUGUGUGUGAUCAGUGUGUGUGUGAUUGUGUGUGAUUGUGUGUGUGUGAUUGUGUGUGAUUGUGUGUGUGUGAUUGUGUGUGUGUGUGAUUGUGUGUGAUUGUGUGUGUGUGAUCAGUGUGUGUGUGAUCAGUGUGUGUGUGAUUAGUGUGUGUGUGAUUGUGUGUGUGUGUGAUCAGUGUGUGAUUGUGUGUGUGUGUGAUUGUGUGUGUGUGUGAUCAGUGUGUGAUUGUGUGUGUGUGAUUGUGUGUGUGUGAUCAGUGUGUGAUUGUGUGUGUGUGAUUGUGUGUGAUUGUGUGUGUGUGAUUGUGUGUGUGUGUGAUCAGUGUGUGAUUGUGUGUGUGUGAUUGUGUGUGUGUGAUUGUGUGUGUGUGUGAUCACUGUGUGUGUGAUUGUGUGUGAUUGUGUGUGUGUGAUUGUGUGUGUGUGUGAUCAGUGUGUGAUUGUGUGUGUGUGAUUGUGUGUGUGUGAUUGUGUGUGUGUGAUCACUGUGUGUGUGAUUGUGUGUGAUUGUGUGUGUGUGAUUGUGUGUGAUUGUGUGUGUGUGUGAUUGUGUGUGUGUGAUUGUGUGUGUGUGAUUGUGUGUGUGUGUGAUCACUGUGUGUGUGAUUGUGUGUGAUUGUGUGUGUGUGAUUGUGUGUGAUUGUGAUUGUGUGUGAUUGUGUGUGUGUGUGAUUGUGUGUGUGUGAUCAGUGUGUGAUUGUGUGUGUGUGAUCAGUGUGUGAUUGUGUGUGUGUGUGUGUGUAGAAUUUGUUGGAUUAUUUUGUAUUUUGUAAAAAAAUGAUGUUGUAAUAAAAGGCCAUGUAAAGAGUUUGUUUUGAAAGAACAGAGAAUAAAUCACACGCAGGUGUUUUUACAAACA
Pangasianodon hypophthalmus (striped catfish) is the source of this 3251-nucleotide messenger RNA. It is a transcript of the gene rangrf, whose product is annotated as RAN guanine nucleotide release factor. Gene Ontology annotation, cellular component: nucleus. The record is from RefSeq and is a predicted model, not a curated record. Bases 200 to 748 code for a protein of 182 amino acids. Gene Ontology annotation, biological process: regulation of membrane depolarization; protein import into nucleus; heart contraction. The transcript has 6 exons. Lineage: Eukaryota; Metazoa; Chordata; Actinopteri; Siluriformes; Pangasiidae. Gene Ontology annotation, molecular function: transmembrane transporter binding; sodium channel regulator activity; guanyl-nucleotide exchange factor activity.